This is a messenger RNA of Acipenser ruthenus (sterlet), 5421 nucleotides long. Its product is annotated as liprin-beta-1-like. Gene Ontology annotation, molecular function: protein binding. Gene Ontology annotation, biological process: neuromuscular junction development. Bases 242 to 3265 code for a protein of 1007 amino acids. The transcript has 29 exons. Gene Ontology annotation, cellular component: presynaptic active zone. NCBI's taxonomy places the organism in Eukaryota, Metazoa, Chordata, Actinopteri, Acipenseriformes, Acipenseridae. The record is from RefSeq and is a predicted model, not a curated record.
CUAAACCAAUCCGCUUGAAAGUAGGGGCGGGAUAGUUGUCGGCGAUGACGUCCACACACUCCCCGUUAGAUUCUUGGAUCCUUGAUAUGGCGUAGUACUGGACACGGCUCAAGGAAAACGGAGUACCUUUUCUGCUAUUAGGAGCAGGCUUUUACAUUUCCAUCCAGGAAAUAAUCAAUUCCAUCGUUUGAUAUUCAUUUACUCUUUUAGGCUUUGCAGUGGUUACGUCUACGAUUUCAAGAUGAUGUCCGAUGCCAGUGACAUGUUGGCUGCGGCUUUGGAGCAGAUGGAUGGAAUCAUAGCAGGUUCCAAGGCUUUAGAGUACUCAAAUGGCAUCUUCGACUGCCAGUCCCCUACCUCGCCCUUCAUGGGCAGCCUGCGAGUACUACACCUGGUUGAAGACCUUCGUGGCUUGUUGGAACUGAUGGAAGUAGAAGAAAAAGAAGGAUUACGCUGUCAAAUCCCAGACUCCACUGCAGAGACUGUGGUUGAAUGGCUCCAGGGUCACAUGACCAAUGGAUACAUCUCUGCGAGCGGUGAUGUUUACCAGGAAAGACUGACUCGUCUUGAGAGUGAUAAAGAAUCCCUUGUUCUGCAAGUGAGUGUGUUAACAGAUCAAGUGGAAGCACAAGGAGAGAAGAUCCGAGAUCUUGACUUUUGCUUGGAGGAGCAUAGAGAGAAACUAAAUGCUACCGAGGAAAUGCUGCAACAGGAACUUUUGAGCAGAUCUGCCCUGGAGACUCAGAAAUUGGAUCUCAUGGCUGAGAUUUCCAACCUAAAACUAAAGCUGACCGCUCUGGAGAAAGACCGUCUGGAUUUUGAGGAGAGGUUCAGGGACAGUGAGGGGUUGAUCCAGGAGAUAAACGAGCUGAGGUUCACGAUAACAGACAUGGAAAAUGAAAGGCUCCAGUAUGAAAAGAAACUGAAAUCAACAAAGGAUGAGUUGGUGAUAUUGAAGGACAAACUAGAGCAGAAAGAUGGGGAGGUCAAGAGACUGUGGGAUGAGAGCCUCUACAAGAUCACAAGUGCAACCGGAGGUUCAGAAAAGGAUGAAAAAGAUGAACAUUUAAAAAGGAAGCUCAAAGAGAAACACUUAGAGGUGCAGAAGAUGAAAAGGGCAGUUGAAUCUUUGAUGGCAGCAAAUGAGGAGAAAGACCGUAAAAUUGAGGAACUUAGGCAGUCGCUGAACAGGUACAAGAAGGUUCAAGACAUGGUCAUGUCAGCUCAGGUUAAAAAAGAUAAACUUAAAGAAGGCAGCAGUGAGGAGAGUCAGAGUGAUAGCUCUGUGUCGACUGCUAUUUCAGUCUCAAUUGAAUCUGAGAAACCUCCCUCGCCUGUCGCAAGAAAUGAAAAAGAGAUAGUAAAAACUCCUCAUGAGAUACCUGUUCAAAUGCAAAAAAGUGUUCUCCAAGUUUCAAUCCCAGCUUUGGCAUCCUCACCAAUGAACUUCAGUGAGACCGAGCAGGCCCAGAGCCAGGAGACCGAGGAUUGGGGCCUGUCAGAAAUGAGUGGGAUGAUGACACCAGAUAUUUCUUCAAUAAUACAAGAAACAAGUUUGUGUGAUAGUCCUGUAACACCAAGCAUUCCCAACUCUAGUAUGGACAAUUUAAAAAGCAGUGACACAGAUAAGAACCCUGUCGUAGAGCCGGUUCAUCAGAAGCCAACAGAGAACAAAGCAUAUGAAGAGAUCAGCACGUUUAGUGCUCUGCCUCCUACACCUCCUGGUCAGUCUGGCUCAGUCGACGAUGAAAGCUUCGGUUCUCGGAAAGCGAGGUCCUCGUUUGGUCGCGGCUUCUUCAAGAUCAAGGGAAGCAAGAGGACAGCAAGUGCACCCAAUCUAGAUCGCAGUCGAAGUGCAAGUGCACCUACAUUAGCGGAGACAGAAAAAGAAGGCUCUGAGCACAUAGAUCUGGCAGGAAUGCCUCGUAGGUCUGCAGAGGCUGACGGCUCCCAAACAUCACCUUCUUCCCCAGACUCCAAGAAAAAGGCCAGAGGAAUCAAGAAAUUGUUUGGAAAGCUUAAAAGAAGCCAGUCUGCAACAUUUAACCCUGAUGAUAUGUCUGACACAGAAUUUAAAAGAGGUGGCGUGAGAGCAACUGCAGGCCCCAGGCUGGGCUGGUCUCAGGACCUACAGCAUGCUAACAGUGAAUUAGAUAUGCCGUUUGCAAAGUGGACAAAGGAGCAAGUGUGUAACUGGCUACAGGAACAGGGCCUGGGUUUAAAUGUGAAUUUUGCCAAACGGUGGAUCAUGUCAGGACAGACUCUACUGCAGGCUUCACAGCAGGACCUUGAGAGGGAGCUUGGAAUUAAACAGCCUCUUCACAGGAAGAAGCUGCAGUUGGCCUUGCAAGCCCUUGGCUCAGAGGAAGAUGACCGCAAAGGAAGACUUGAUUACAACUGGGUCACGAGGUGGUUGGAUGAUAUUGGAUUACCCCAGUACAAGACUCAGUUUGAUGAAGGAAGAGUAGACGGGAGAAUGCUUCAUUACAUGACUGUUGAUGAUUUGCUGUCCCUGAAAGUUGGAAGUGUUCUACAUCACCUUAGUAUCAAGAGAGCCAUUCAGGUUCUGCGCAUCAAUAACUUUGAGCCCAACUGUUUACGCAGGCGACCCUCAGAUGAGAACAACAUAACACCAGCAGAGAUUGCCCAGUGGACAAAUCACCGUGUUAUGGAAUGGCUGAGAUCUGUGGACCUGGCAGAGUACGCUCCCAAUUUGAGAGGGAGUGGUGUACAUGGAGGCUUAAUGGUGUUGGAACCUCGGUUUAAUGUGGAAACAAUGGCCCUUCUGUUGAACAUUCCUCCAAACAAAACUCUCCUGCGACGACACUUGGCGACCCACUUCAAUUUACUGAUUGGUCAAGAGGCUCAGCAACAGAAGCAGGAAUCUCUGGAGUCUCCUGACUACACCCUUCUCACUGCCACUGCCAAAGUGAAGCCAAGAAAGCUUGGUUUUGGAACUUUUGGGAGUUUGCGGAAGAAGAAACAGGAAGAAAGCGAGGAAUACGUGUGCCCGAUGGAUGUGGCAAUGCCCACAGGAAGUAGUUUUCAGAAUGCAUAUAAGCGUGGAAUGGAAAUCGGACUGUAUGAUGACGACCUUGAUCGCUUGGAACAGAUGGAGGACUCCGAGGGAACUGUCAGACAAAUUGGCGCUUUUUCUGAGGGCAUCAACAACUUGACAAGCAUGUUAAAAGAUGAAGAAUUCUUCAAAGAACUGUCCACCUGUUCUCCCAGUGCCAGCGUAACAGAUGAAGACUCAAAUGUGUGACAAAGAAAGUGAUCCUCAUUUAGAUGAACGGAUGGGCUGUGAACCAUAAAACUGACUGUGUAAAUUGUAAAGAAUACCUAUACAUUACCUGUAUGCUAUAUAUAUAUAUAUAUAUAUAUAUAUAUAUAUAUAUAUAUAUAUAUAUAUAUAUAUAUAUAUAUAUAUAUAUAUAUAUAUAUAUAUAUAUACUAAAAAUGGUGUGGCUCUCAUAAGUGUGUCCUGAAAAGUAUUACAUCUAUAUUGAAAUAUAUUUAAACCACAACUUAAUUUUGAAUUGCAUACAAUUAUCGGCGAUCUAUGGUUCUCAGUAGAUUGCUAUAUUUUAAAUAAACUGCAUUUCAUGUAUAGUAUAUAAAGGUUGCCAAAUAUCUAGAAGACAAAGUUAUUCAUGACCACUAAUCUUGGACUACCUUUAGAGGUUGUUGAAAUGUAACAUUACAGUAAUUUGGAGGGGGAGGCAGGGGGGGUGUCACUGCAAGUACUUUUUUUUUUUAAUAUGUAAAAAUGUUAAAGUAAGUGGUUAACAAAAAACAAUGCAUUAUAAAUCACAAAAGUGAAGAUGGGGUUUAGGAAUUAUUAUAUAAGAGUUUGUUUGUUUGUUUCUUAAAUGUUGAACCACCCCUUACACAUCGGGGUCUGUGAAACUAACCAAAAGAGUAUUGUUACAUUUAUAAAGUUAAAAUUAAGCGUUGCAGUUCUUACGAUGCUCUAAUGCAAUACUCACCUUUUUUUUUUUAAACUCCCUACUUUGAAUUUGUAUUUUUUACUUCUGUAAUAAAUAUGUUUUGAUAUAAGAUGAUUGCAUUUUUGUAGAAAGAACCUAGUUUGUGUACCAGCUGGUUACUGGAUUUUUAUACUGUUUGGGAUUUUUUUGUAAUCUUGUGAAUAUUAAGUUUUGAGGUUUUUUACCUCAAAACAGUCGCUGCAAUCUUUUACUCAGUAGUUUAGGUAUUACUGCAUGGCACAUGUUUAAUUGUUUCUAAUGAUAAAACGCAUACUAAGCAAUACCCCCCCUUUUUUAUAUAAAGAAACAAUAAUAUUGGUGUAGUUAAGUUACUUUGCAAAACCAUUCACCCCUGGGCAGAUAAGUCAUAUUAAACAUAUCACACUUCAAAAUGGGAAGGAAUACACCAAAAGCAUCUCCUUCAUCACUUAUCACUCAGAAAUGUAUGUUUGUAUUGUUCAUCAUAUCUUUCAUACCGGUGGAUUAGAGAUGCAGCCAUAGCCAUCAAUGCCUGUAAUUCAAAACAAAAUUGUUUGAUGCUGCUUUGAUUGAAAAUAUGACCUUAAAGGUCUUGAAAUCAAAUGUAAUACAAAAUUGUAUAUUUUAAUGAAGAACCAAUUCACAAUUUAAUAUUAUAAAAGUCUAGAACAGUUUAAUGCUGAAAUAUCUUUUCUUUUACUGCAAUCUGUUAAAAUAUUUUUUUUAGCCCAUGAAGCUCUCUGAAUAAGCACCUGUAUUCAUUUUGUUAAACUGUUGUGACCAUAAACUGUCCAGGUGCUUACAAAUAUGGAACUUUUUUUUUUUUUUUUUUGUAUGUAUUUGUUUUAGGACAUUGUUUAGUCUGCAUUGUUUAGUUGUUUUUUUGUUUUAUGUACCAGUAUUAUCAGUGAUUUGUUGCAUGUUAUUUAUGCUUUUCUAGAAUGUCUUUCUGCUAUAGUUUUUGGAUUUAAAACUGUAAAGAAAGGCAGAACUCCUAUUAAAAUAAACGAUGAAACAACCAUUUUAAUUUUUUUUUUUUCAUCCUGCACCUUUUUAUAAUUCAUCAGUUUAUCCAGGAAUAGAACAUGUUUUGUAGUAUGUGGGGUUUUAUAAAUGUACCUUUUGAAAAUAAAUAACUUCAUGUCAGAUCAUGGAGUAUAAAUAUGAAAAAAAACUAAAUUAAACAGCUAAAUUCAGAAAAUUACUUAGAUCAAGCUUUGCAUCUGCUUAUGAGUUUCAAUAAAUAUGUGGAAAGCAAUUAUAGUGAAUGGUAUGCUUUUUAAAGGAGUUCUGUCUUUCACAUGUAUUGCAACAGAUGACUACAUAUGGAAAAUACUAUUAUUAAAUACAUGUCUUAAGAAACCCUGGAUAACCAUAGUAUAAGCAGUGUGUGCAUUGUUAAUACUGUAUAUGAUUUAAUUCAUUUUUAAACAUUAAUAAAAUAAUUCAUUCA